CCCUUGAAGAAAGCGUGUUUUUUUGGUUUCAAUUUUGAUUAUCGAUCUGUCUGAAGGCUGAAUCCGAUCAUCAUCAUCAUCUUGUUGAUUUCAAUCGGGCUUCUGUUCUCCUUCUUCAAUCCAACGGGCUCUUGAAGGAAUGGAGAUGAAAUAUAUUGAACAGUAUAUUUCACAUUCGUUUCUUUCCAGCGUUCGUCAUCACGUAGUUCUCGCAGUCGAUCAAAUAGCUCGACGGUUUCCAAAAGACUCCAUAAAGAGUAAUCAACGGAGUAGUUGUAAGUUCAGGUCUUGUUAGAUUUUUAUCUUUAUUUUAUAUGCUGGGUUUUCUCAAAUUGGACAUACAUACAUACAUACUCAACUUUCCAAGAUUUCAAUUCUGUCCUGACCUGACCGGAUCUAAUCAAUGCCUCAUUCCUAACUGUAUUCUCGCUGUUCUUGAAUCUGGGUUGCUGAUGAUGGCUUAAACUGGCUGUGUUCAAGAGUAUUAGGGUUUGAAAAAUUGAAUGGCUGAAAAGAAAGAAUUAGGGUUUCCAAAGAAUAAUGCUUCUAAUUUAAAAGAAAUCUUGGCAAGAAGAACUCUCGAUAGUGUGAGGUUGCAAGGGCAUAAAUAUGUAGAACUUAGGGAAGAUGGAAAGAGUUUUGUAUUCUUCUGCACUCUGUGUCUAGCUCCAUGUUAUAGCGAUACUGUUCUGUAUGAUCAUCUGAAAGGAAAUCUCCACAAUCAACGCCUUCGCGGUGCUAAACUCACUCUCCUGAAACCAAAUCCAUGGCCAUUUAACGAUGGUGUGCUUUUCUUCCAUGAAAAGUUAACAGCAGUGACUGCUAAAGAGACCAGAUUGCUUUCAGAUGAUAACGUUGGAGAGGAAAACGGUCUCUCUCUUGUUUGUUACGAUGAAAAUUUGAUUCGCAAGAAUUCAAGCAAGAACAAUGUGCGUGCCAAAGGUCUGGUGAUCCCUGGAGUAUUGCUGAAGGAAGAAAUUUCUGAUUUAGAAGUGACAUCGAUAGGCAUUGGUCAAAUUGGCGGAAGAUUCUAUGAGAAAGAUGACGGUUCGAAAGGAGUUCUUAGGUUAUGGUGUGAAUGGCUUGGGAAAAAGAAUCUAUCCGACGAAGAUAUCCUAGCGGUUCCAUUACAUGACUUCUCUAUUGUAACGUUUUCUUACUAUUACAUUUUGGGUGUAAAAGGAUUGCUAGAUGAUGUCAAAUACUUGCUUCCUCCUAAUUCUCAAGCCAUCCAUGAAGGAAAUGAGAACGGUGGAAAGAAAAGAAAGAAGAAGUCUAUUUCUGAUUCAGAAGGCUUAAUCUAUUCUUCAAAUGGUUCCAGCUCAACGAUGCUAUUAGCUGGACUUGACGACCCGAUUCUUCAUUCAAACCUAGUUUCGAGCAAAGCACUCAGGAAAGAAUUGAGACGAAAGCAACGAAUAGUAGCUGAAAAUCGAAUGUGUGGUAUCUGUCAACAAAAGUUGCUUCCGGGUAAAGAUGUUGGAACGAUUCUCAACAUGCAAACCGGAAGACUUCUUUGCUGUAGCAGAAAUUUAAACGGGGCGUUUCAUCUGUUUCAUAUAUCUUGCCUCAUACAUUGGAUAUUGCUGUUCGAGUCAACGAAACACACAAUUCAGGCAGUUAUUCCCCCGAAGGUAAGAAGGAGAUCUAAAAGGAACUUGGCAGCUAAAGGAAAAGAAGCAGUACAAGAACCCGGGCGAAGACAGCAAUCUGUCUACUGUCCUGAGUGCCAGGGUACAGGCAUUGCUAUUGUUGGAGAAGACCUGCAAAAACCAUCUAUUGAUCUUUCUGAGGUGUUUAAACAGAAAAUCAAAGUGAGCAAUGCACACAGGGAUUGGAUGAAGAAUCCCGAAGAAUUGAAGAAUUGCUCGACGGGAUUUAAUUUCCUUGAUGAAUGUGACUUAAAAGUGCAGGAUUCUAUUUCAUCUUUGAAGCUGAUGCAGUUCUUCCGAGCGGCGGAAGAAUAGACAACAAAGUAAAAACUAGGGCAUUUUAUUAGUGCUUUUGUCACAUUGAUAAAUAGUUGUAACUGUCAAGUUGUUUUAGGGAUGUGUAAUAUUCUAAGUUGAAGGAUCAUUUUAGUUUCUUGUAGUAAGUAUAGUAUAGUAUAUGUGAAACAACAAUUGUCAAUGUUGUGUAAGUUCCUUGGUAUAUUUUGAAAAUUAUGUAAAAGGAUAAUUUCUUUACAAAGA
Molecule: messenger RNA, 2192 nt
Organism: Impatiens glandulifera
Lineage: Eukaryota; Viridiplantae; Streptophyta; Magnoliopsida; Ericales; Balsaminaceae
Exons: 4
Coding region: 504-1967 (487 amino acids)
Source: RefSeq, a predicted model, not a curated record